This is a messenger RNA of Spinacia oleracea (spinach), 1709 nucleotides long. RefSeq lists its product as uncharacterized. NCBI's taxonomy places the organism in Eukaryota, Viridiplantae, Streptophyta, Magnoliopsida, Caryophyllales, Amaranthaceae. The coding region runs from base 649 to 1455 and encodes 268 amino acids. The record is from RefSeq and is a predicted model, not a curated record. The transcript has 3 exons.
AAUAAAUGAGUGUGUAUAUCUAGGAAGGCCGGCAUGGUAUUAUUAAACUAAAAACGGAUCAGAGUUUAGAAUAAAGCCUGCAGAAAUUGCUGGUACUGUCAAACCCAUCUUUCUCUCUUCCCUCACAAAUCUAUAAUCAGAUUGGUUAAAGGUUUUAAUCUGGGAUUUGUUUGGCAUGCCCAAAAGUUGGAACACCAAACUCUUAACCAACAAUAAUUCUCAUUGAUUUCUGUGCUAAUUAUACUCCUAUUUAUAUCCCUUCCUUUUUUUCCCUUGGCCCCUCUCUUUUUUCAUUAACUUCUAUUAUUUCCUCUUCUGCUAUAUAUAUAUACUUGAAGAUUUGGUUCAAGAUCAGGUGAUCUAAUCCUUUCACUCUCAAAAAUAUCAUCAUCGUUGUCGUCGUCAUCAUCAUCUGCAUAUCCUUAUUUUUAGAGGAAACAGUUUGUUAUAAACGCAUUAAUUAAGAGACAAAGUGUUCAUUAAUAGAUACGGAGAUUAAAUAUCGUCGCCGAUCUUCCUAUCUUGCUAGAUCAAGUAUAUAUCCAAGACAUUUUUCACAGGAACAAGAUCGAAGAAGCUUCUGAUCAUUGAAGAGUGUAAACUUUUUUUUUUUAGUUAAAUAUUGGUUUGCAUUUCUUAUUUCAACAAAUGGAGAAGACCCUAAAGUCCAAUCAUGAUGAGAGGGAGUUCAUGCGAAUAGCAAUGCUAAAGCAUGAAGAAACAUUUAGAGAACAGGUUAGUGAACUUCAUCGUGUUUACCGAAUUCAGAAGAUGCUAAUGGAUAGUGUUGGAAUCAGACAACAACAACAACAACAACUGCAACAACAGCAACAGCAACAACAGAAGGAAAAACUGGAGCGAUAUAAUUUGAUUGAGAGCAGCAAAAAUGGGUUUACAAUCGAUCAUUAUCAACAACAAUUAAUACUACAACAAGCACAAGCACAAAGGGAAAUUAGUAGUACUAAUAAUAUUAUCAACGCUAAUACAAAAAUCAGCAGCAAUAUUAUGAUGGGAUUAAGUGUAACAACAGGCGGCGGCGGCGGCGGUAGCGGUGGUGGUGGUGGUGGUCCAAGACCAUUAUCCGACGCACAUGAACACAUUGCAGAAUCCAACGGUAAAUUAGUGAUGUUAGAAGCAGAGACUGAUGAGAUUGAGUUAGCUCUAAGUUUAGGCCCAUCAACUUACAACCCGAGACGACGACGGAAAAAUGGUAACAAGUCGGAUUCGGGUCAAAGCCUAUCAUCAUCUACUUCAACCGGGUCAAGCCAAACCCGAAAAACAAGCCCAAAGAAUAAUAAUGCUACUACUACUAAUAAUCAUAGAAGCUCAACGACGACGACGACAACAUGGGGUGGUUUUCCGCAGGGAUCCGGGAUCGAACCCGGAUUCUCAAAUGGGCAACAAAAUAGUAAUCCUCCAUGGUUGUACCAAGCUUUGAGCUUGAAGCUGACAUGACUUAAUUAACUGAAAUUGAUUACUAGGUUCAUCUUUAAUCAGUUUGUGUGGAGUUGUUUUUUUUUUUUUUUUUUUUUUUUUGCUUUUCUUUUUUAUGUUAAUUUUUUUUAAUGGUGGUAGUUUACUAGCUUGGAGAAUGAUGGAGAAAGUAUUUGACAUUCAGGCAUUCGAAGAUCAGGCCUUUUUGUAAAAAGUUUAAUUAAAAAUUAAAUUGUUUAUCUAAUGCAACCUUGAAAUCUUGAAUUAGGCAUGCA